AUGGCAGAAGAAGAUCAAGGUAAGUGUCCAGUCGACCACUCUACAAGAGAUGCUUGGUUGAAGAAAGCAAAUGUUGCACCAGAACCAGUUCCUAUUUCGGACCAACCGAAAUGUCCUGUAGAUCAUGAUGCUAGGUCUGACUGGUUAAGCAAAGUUUCAGUUGUACAGACAACGAAACAAGAACCAGAAGCCAUAGAAGUAAGUUCUACAGCUACCUGUAGUUCUGAUAAGUUGGACACUUCAGCUACCGAUAUUAGUGACUCAAACAUGAAGCUUCCUACUGAGAGAGAGAUUAGUUCUAUUCCUCGUACCUCUGGCCAGUCCAACUGGAUCUACCCAUCUCAAAAGCAAUUCUUCGAAGCAAUGAAGCGUAAAAAUUGGGAGCCAGAAGCACAGGAUAUGAAAACUGUUGUACCUAUACAUAAUGCCGUCAAUGAAAAGGCAUGGCUGCACAUUUUAAAUUGGGAAAGAUCUCAUUAUCAGCAAUCUUUAGCGCAAUGUGGUGGUAUAAAGUUGACUAGUUUCAAAGGGGAUCUGAAGAAGCUUACACCAAGAGCAUGGUUCAAUUCAACCAUCUUAGGAUACGAAAAACCCUUCGAUAGGCAUGAUUGGAUAAUCGAUAGAUGUGGAACAGAAGUAGAGUACGUUAUUGAUUUCUACGGAGGUAAUGGUAAAGGGGCAAGCUUCUUCUUGGACGUGAGACCAAAGAUCAACAAUUGGGAAGGUUUAAAGUUACGAUUCGGAAGAGCUUUUGGAUGGGAAUAG
This is a messenger RNA of Debaryomyces tyrocola, 765 nucleotides long. NCBI's taxonomy places the organism in Eukaryota, Fungi, Ascomycota, Pichiomycetes, Serinales, Debaryomycetaceae. The record is from the annotation of a GenBank genome assembly.